AUGCUACUGUUUCUUGCAAUAUUUGUAUUGGGGGAAGCGAGUGCUAACACAACAGCGACGCCAGUGUGUGAACGUGCACCGCCGCAUGCGCAACCUGCCGAUGCCCUUUACAAAAUAGGUGUCGCGGGCGACCCAGAUUUGUUCCUACCGGGAGAACUUUACACUGUAUCCCUACAAGGAGUUGAUAGUGGACAGGGUGCAACACCGUUCGUAGGCUUUGUAAUAUGGGCUGAAGUAGUCGAGGAUUCGGAAAAUGAAAGUAUAAAUAGUACUAAAACAGCUAACAGUUUGUCGUAUGGAACCUUCCAAGCGUAUGACGCUCAAACAAAGACUCUUGAAGCGUGUAAUCCUGCUGUAGAUAAUACGACAGCUCAUCCUAAAACUGAAGUGCAAGUGAUAUGGAGUUCGCCAUCCAUUUUAGUGGACACUUGUGUACGGCUGUGUGCCCGCGCGUCGAACGCAGACGGCACUAAAACCUCUGUUCUGGCUCGUAAAUUAUGCCCUGCGCCGAUCGCAACUGUCAGUCUCAAUAGGCAACCGCUAAUAGUUGAACCUUGUUGCGCUUGUGAUGAAGCUAAAUAUGAGGUUACCUUUGAAGGUUUAUGGAAUAGAAACACCCAUCCACGAGAGUUUCCACCAGAAAGUGCACGCGCACAUUUUGGCGACGUAAUAGGAGCAUCUCAUACUGCUCAGUAUCGAGUUUGGCAAGAAGGUAGAGUUGCUAGUAAUGGCGUUCGUAGGUUAGCUGACGAUGGCACUACCACGGCCCUUGAGAAAGAACUUAAAGCAGAAAGCGACCAUAUUCGCACAAUAAUUAAGGCAAGAGGUAUAUCUUGGCAACAAGUAGCUGGUUCUGGUAUACCUACCACCUUUGCAGUAUUUCGAGUUGAUGCUAAACAUCAUUUGGUUUCUUUAGCUGCAAAAUUAGCGCCUUCCCCCGAUUGGAUAGUUGGUGUGUCUGCUUUAGAACUAUGUAAUACAAACUGCACUUGGAGAAGAUCUGCCAUUUUACCCCUUUAUCCUUACGACGCGGGCACCGAUAAUGGUAUUAGUUAUAUGUCUCGCCGUAGUCCUACGAUCCCACCAUCGCCAGUUAGAGCGUUACGUCCAGAAUGGCCGAAGGAUUCUCGCUCUCCCUUUUAUAGUUCCACCGGGGAAAUGCGACCUUUUGCCAGACUUCGACUGACCAGACUAAGAUUAUAUGAGAAGAGCUGUGAAGUGUCAGAAACCGGAGGUGAUAAACCUCCAGACGAUACAGUAGGGGGCCCGGGGGGCUCGUGCGCGACCCACGCGUGGGGUCCGUGGGGCCCCUGCAGCGCGACGUGCGGCGCCGGCCGCGCCGCGCGCCAGCGACACUACAUGUGGCCUGUCAGAGCCAAAACUGACUCUUGUAGAGUUGCGCUUACUGACUACCAAAGUUGUAAUGGGCCGAGGUUACACUGCAGAGUGCAGUCUGAGUACGAGCGCGACCCGGCAGAGAGCACGGGGCCGUGCGCCGUGUCGCCGUGGUCGGCGUGGUCGCCGUGCGCGGGCUGCGGCGUGCGCGCGCGCACCCGCCACUACGUCGCGCCGCGCGCGCACAAGCGCUGCCACGUCGGCUUCCGGGCGCGCACCGUCAUGAGCCAGGCCAUGCCGUGUGAUGCUGGGCCGUGCUACAAACCCACUGGAGACUAUGCCAACGUUACUAACUUCGAUUGGUUUUACAUAGACAAUCCUCGGACAGACUGUCCCGUGACGUCGUGGGGCGGGUGGUCGCCCUGCUCCAGCCGCUGCGGGCGCGGCCGCAGGAUACGCACCCGCCUGUACAUGUCGCGGGACUCGCAAGUGCAGAAACAACUCACUAAAAAGUUAUUACGAGAUUGGAAUAUGCGGUUUGCUGAACUUCAGAACCUUGAAUUACCAUAUGAAAAUGUAACCAGUGAGGACCCAAGAGUUGAAUCGCUUGUACAAGAACAUCUAGAUCGUUGUCAGUACACGAUGACUCAACAAGAAGCGCUGUGCGAUGGAGAAGACAAUAGUUGUGAAAAUGAAACUGUCUCUGCAGAGGUGUGCAAUAUGCCGGUGUCCGUGGGACAUUGUCGGGGCUACGAGGAGCGCUGGUUCUAUGACUCCUCACGAGCUGCUUGCGAACCGUUCGGCUAUACGGGGUGCGGAGGAAACUCUAAUAACUUCAAGAACAGGGAAAUCUGUCUUCGAGCGUGUUUAAUGAAUAAUGAUACAGACAACAGUAGUGAUACACCGUCUCUGUUAGAGGCAAAUAUGAAAAGAAUAAAAGCAACCCCGUCGACCGCAGACAACGAAGUUAUACAAAACGACGCGCCCAUACCUGAAGACGUCAACUGUGAGAUGGGUUCGUGGCUGGGGUGGAGCGAGUGUUUCGGAGAUUGCGAGUUCGCUGUCAAACUAAAUUAUCGUCAUAUUGUGAGACCUUCUUCAGGAUUAGGCAAGCCUUGUCACAAAGUGGUGAAGAGCCGCGAAUGUAAACCCUCGUAUUGUAAAAAACUUGUUCUUAGUUUUACUAAUUCCUCUGAAGAAUAUAAUGUUAAUGUUCAUAGGAAUACAGAA
This is a messenger RNA of Brenthis ino (lesser marbled fritillary), 2565 nucleotides long. NCBI's taxonomy places the organism in Eukaryota, Metazoa, Arthropoda, Insecta, Lepidoptera, Nymphalidae. The record is from the annotation of a GenBank genome assembly.